Messenger RNA from Drosophila albomicans, 1214 nucleotides. RefSeq lists its product as uncharacterized. The coding region runs from base 58 to 858 and encodes 266 amino acids. Lineage: Eukaryota; Metazoa; Arthropoda; Insecta; Diptera; Drosophilidae. The record is from RefSeq and is a predicted model, not a curated record. The transcript has 3 exons.
GUCUGUGCCAUUGUCGACAUUUAAACUGCAAUUCUUUGUGUUUUUUACCGAAGUCCGAUGGAAGUGAAGUGUGUUUGUUGUAGAUGUGGAAAUCCUCAAGCGGGUGCUGCGGCUACUUUAUGCCUUCCGGUGACAGGCACUCAAAACUCUUUUCAUUGCCAUUGCUUUUGUUGUGCUCAGCCUCCGCAAAUGAAAUGUUUCUACUGCAACAUGCCGCGUGAUCUUGGACCACUGGAGUCCCAUGGCGCUUGUCUACCCGACAAGCUCCAUGUGUUUGUCAAUACCGAGCAAUGGCCACCAUUUUCGGUUAAUACACCACAGCCACCACUUAUUGGCAUGGUUGUCACCCUUGGCAAUGCACAGGAAAUGCAGCAGUUGCCUGAUUACGUUGAUGGCAAUAAUGAAGUCAAUAGGGCUAUCUCAGAAAUGGAAGAAACUAUAUACAUCGAGGACGAAGAUGACGUUCCCACAAUGGGCACUCUUGAAAUAGUGAAAACUGAAUUACAGAAAUCGCCUGGAGUUGUGAAACCCCGUGUGUCAACCAAAUUCAAAUGGGUGUCCAUUGGUGACAUACGCAAGUGGAAGAGUUGCAUUCGCUGUGGCAUGGUGAAAAUCAAAUCGGAUGGUUGGCUUAAACAUGUACAAACAUGCGGACAGGAUCCAAAAUUUGCAAGCCGCAAAUUCUUCAUCUAUUUGCACACUCUGUCUUGGUGCAACACUAUGGUCAGAAACAAAUUUUGGGAACAGCACUCUAACGCCAAGAAUGGCAAAUGCAAAAUAUGCCGUUUAAGCCGUUUAAACAAAGACCCGUUGCCAUAUCAGCCAAGGCCGCCAACACGUAAAAACCACAAAAAAUAAGGCAACGAUCUCCUAUACUAAAGAAUCACAUCAAACGGAAACAAUCGAUGGCUGUCGAUGGGCCACGUUUUCAAAAUGCAGCUAAUUAUAAUAUUUCGAUGCACUUCGCUGCGGCAAAAUGAUUAAAUUGUUUCAAAUGUAUUUUCAGUUCAAUUAUUAAUUCCUAAUCACACAAAUGUUAAUGCUAUAACACGCUUUAAAUAUCCACUUAAUAAAUAAACACAUUAUUUUGUAAUUCAUGCAUUUUUCGCACAUCGAAAUACCAAAUUGCCAGCUGAACUGUCUUCGGUAUUUUGAGAUCGUGCUGCACAACGAUAACGAAAACAAUACGAUUUGUGACGCAAAUUUGAGCCACC